UUUUUUUUAAUUUGCUUUGUUUCUCGACUAUAAAUAGAUUCACACGCUUCUCAAGAACACUUCAAAUAAAUUGAAAUCCCUUCUGCUUACCUCUCUUUCUUUUUACCGACGAUUCAAAUGCAGAACGACACCUCGGAGUUAUCGUUUUGUCCUAGCUUUAACUGCUACUCCGACGACAAGAAACUGGUUGAUAUCGCUGCUAAAGUUACCCGAGACUUCAAAAGCGACGAUGUUUUGGACGAUGAAGAAUUCGAGUUCUUUAAUCUCUGGGAGAAUACUGAUCAAACCUCAUCGUUUCCAAUCUUCAAUCGCGAUCUCUUGUUGAACGGCGAGGAGGAGAAAGGUGGUGACGAUGACGACGCGGAAGAGGCUAUUCGGAUUCCGUUGAGGGAUCUGUUCAUCGGCGACGGAGAUCUUCCUUCUUCGUCAUCGUCGUCGGAGGCGGAUGAGCUCGAAGGAGUGCCAACAGGAACGUACUGUGUUUGGACACCGAAGCAAUCAGCGGAAUCGUCGCCGAACAGGUGUAAGAAGAGUAGGUCCACGGGAUCGUGUUCGAAACGGUGGCGAUUAAAGGAUUUGCUUAAGAGAAGCAACAGCGACGGCAAAGUCUCGUCUUCGUCUUCGUCCUUGUCCUUGCCCUCGUUUUUGAAUUUUGAGAAGAAUUCGACGGGGAAAAAGCAUGAAGAGAAGUUAAGUGAGAAAACAGCGACGACGAAGAAGAAAGCCCAAGGUGAAGUUCAGGCGAAGAAGACAAAGAGAGUCGAAAAACUGUCGGCGCAUGAAGCUUUUUACGUCAGAAAUAAGGCGUCGAAGGAAGGAGAUAAACGGCGGUCGUAUUUGCCGUACAGGCAGGACCUGGUUGGCAUUUUUGCUAAUGUUCAUGGUUUAGGUAGAACCUUUCCUCCUUUCUAAGAAAAAAAACUGAAAUUUUUUUUUUAAAAAAAGGAGAGAAAUAAUCAGAACACCUGUAAGUCUAGAGUUAAAUUCUCAAAAUCGACAAUUCAUAUUGGAAAAUGUAUCUGUAAAAAGGAAAAAAAGUUGAUAGUAUUAGAGUGUAAAUAGUGAAGAAAUUAAUUAUUUAGUUUUUUUGUU
This is a messenger RNA of Theobroma cacao (cacao), 1092 nucleotides long. RefSeq lists its product as uncharacterized. Lineage: Eukaryota; Viridiplantae; Streptophyta; Magnoliopsida; Malvales; Malvaceae. The record is from RefSeq and is a predicted model, not a curated record.